Dentiscutata erythropus is the source of this 144-nucleotide messenger RNA. The record is from the annotation of a GenBank genome assembly. NCBI's taxonomy places the organism in Eukaryota, Fungi, Glomeromycota, Glomeromycetes, Diversisporales, Gigasporaceae.
UGUACCAAUAACUGGCCAUCUGAUGUUCUUAGAGACGUUGGAAAUAGUCAAGUUCACCAUCAUAUUAUUAAAAGCACUUUGGAUUUGAUUCCAAUCAAGACAUUAUUUGUUGUGGAAGAUUUUCAUAUCAUAAUAAACAAUUGA